UAUAAUAUAUAAACUUAUCUCUUCAGUUACAACAAAUUAAUAAUAAAAAACUGCAAAAUAAUAAAAAUAAUUUCAUAUGGGAUUUGGAUCCGAAUUUUAUUCCACAGACUCUCCUGCCGGCUUAAAUGUGUCAUUAAAAGAUGCAAAAAUACAUGCAAUAAAUAACGGUUGGAAACCAAAGCUAAAGUUAGUCAGUUAUAGUUUUUAGACAUGUUACAACCUAUCAAAAAAAAAAAUUCCACCUAUUCUUUCUCACCAUCAUCUGUUUUUAACGACUUCUUUCGAUCUUAGAACCAAUAAUGGAAAAUCCAAAGACAAAUCAUGCAAAACAAAGAUAACCCUUCAUACAAAAACGUGACAAUUUACAAGUUUUCUCCUCUCUUUCUUGCCUGGUCUGGUCUCUCGAUCCAGGUAAGGCUCUGUAAAUGAAAGCUCGAGUUACUUUCAAUGGCGGACUAGAGAUGAACUUGGUUAUCAUCCCCCCAUAAUAAAGGAUCAUAUAUAGAGAAAAAAGAGACAAACAAAACUAAAAAGUCAAUAUAGAGGCGUACAGGGAAACUUUCUCACCGAUCACUAUCUUUUUUUCUUUAUCAGUGCAUUUCGUUUUCCUGUACGCCAUUCUCAUGGUCGACCUCGGUUUAUGUCUUCUUCAUUCAUUCCGUUUAGCCAUGAAUAUGAAAACCCACAAAUUGUUUUUCCUUGUUUUUCUUUCUGUUCUCUUCAACUCCUUCCAUGGCUCCAUGUCUGACUCGGAUUCAUUGAUAUUGGGAUGUGGCACUGAAAAUGCCGCCAAAGAUGCAGACGGGAGGAACUGGGAGCCUGACACCAAGUUCAUCAAUGGAGAAAACUCAGUUUCCGUUAGAGCACAAUACCAAGACCCUUCUCUUAUUUCUGAAACUCCAUACAUGACAGCAAGAAUCUUCACCUCCAAGGUAACUUACAAGUUCCCUGUCAAACCCAACAAGAGGUAUUGGCUUAGACUCCAUUUUUACCCCUCAGUUUACGGUAGCAACAAUGCUGAGGAGUCUUAUUUCAAUGUCAUUGUCAAUGAUUUAACUCUCUUGAAAAACUUCAGCGCUUCUCUCAAUUGUAAGGCCCUGACACAAGCUUACAUUAUGAGAGAAUACACCUUGGCUCCCUCUACUUCUGAUUCUCUCAGCCUCACCUUUGAGCCAGCAGUAGGUUUUGCCUUUGUCAAUGGUAUUGAGUUGAUUCAGGUACCGGAACUGUUCGACACGGUAUCGGUCAUGGGGUUUUCAGACCAGACCAUAGAUGCCAAGACCACAAAUAUGCAGACUAUGUAUAGAUUGAAUGUUGGUGGUCAAUAUAUUUCUCCAACCAAUGACUCUGGUUUGACCAGGACAUGGUAUGAUGAUUACCCUUAUUUGUAUGGAGCUCAGUCUGGGGUUUCAAUUGAGGCCAGCCCAAAUGUAAAGAUUAAUUACAAAGAAGUGCCUACCUAUGCAGCCCCAGCUGAUGUUUACAGGACAGCUAGAUCAAUGGGAGGCACAAAAGAAAUAAACCUGAAUUACAAUCUCACAUGGGUUUUCCAGCAAAUUGAUCCAAAUUAUAUGUAUCUUGUGAGGUUACACUUCUGUGAUUUUAAGUACUUUAAACCUAAUGAGAUUGUUUUUAAUAUCUUUGUAAACAACCAAACAGCUCAAUCUGGAGCAGAUGUGGUUGCUUGGUCAGGAGGAAAGGCUGUGCCUACUUAUAAAGAUUAUGUUGUGUAUGUCACUGAUGGGAAAGGAGAUGAGGAGCUUUGGUUGGCAGUGAACCCUGCAACUGAAACAAAGCCUGAGUAUUACGAUGCAAUAGUUAAUGGCAUUGAGAUAUUCAAGAUGGAAGCUAAGAAAAACUUGGCGGGUCCAAACCCAAAGCCUUCAGAGAUGAUGGCCAAGGAUGAGCAACGGCAGAAGACCUUUCAAAGCAAGACAAAUCAUGCCCAAGUCAUUGGUGGGGCUGCUGGAGGAGCUGCAGCCAUUGGCAUAGUUGCUGCAUUGUGCAUUGCAGUCUACCAAAGAAAGAAGAGGUUCAUUGGUACAGAUUCACACACUUCAAGUUGGCUUCCUAUUUAUGGAAACUCUCAUACCACUGCCAGCAAAUCAGCAAUCUCUGGCAAGAGCACUGCCAGCAGCCACCUCUCGGCGACUGCUCAAGGCCGUUGCAGGCGUUUCUCUUUCAUGGAAAUGAAGAAAGCCACCAAGAGUUUUGAUGAGUCUAAUGUCAUUGGUGUCGGAGGGUUUGGAAAGGUCUACAAGGGAAUUAUAGAUGCAGGGACCAAAGUGGCCAUUAAGAGAUCAAAUCCAUCUUCAGAGCAAGGAGUUAACGAAUUCCAGACCGAAAUUGAGAUGCUUUCAGAGUUGAGACACAAGCAUUUAGUUUCUCUGAUUGGUUUCUGUGAGGAAGACAAUGAAAUGUGCUUGGUUUAUGACUACAUGGCUCUUGGCACUCUUAGGGAACAUCUGUACAAGAGCAACAAACCUCACCUUUCAUGGAAGCGUAGGCUUGAACUUUGCAUUGGAGCAGCAAAAGGUCUUCACUACCUUCACACAGGAGCCAAAUGGACCAUCAUUCAUAGGGAUGUUAAAACGACAAACAUUCUCUUGGAUGAGCAUUGGGUUGCUAAGGUUUCUGAUUUUGGGCUCUCCAAAACAGGACCAGAUAUGAGCACUGGCCAUGUUAGCACGGUGGUAAAGGGAAGUUUUGGAUACUUGGAUCCUGAAUAUUUUCGAAGACAACAACUGACUGAAAAGUCUGAUGUUUACUCAUUUGGGGUUGUCCUGUUUGAGGUGUUAUGUGCAAGACCAGCUUUGAAUCCAAGCUUACCAAAGGAACAAGUCAGUCUUGCUGAUUGGGCUCUACACUGCCAAAGGAAAGGGACUCUGGAAGACAUUGUUGAUCCUACUUUGAAGGGAAAAAUCCACCCUGAAAGUAUGAAGAAAUUUGCAGAUACAGCUGAGAAGUGCUUGUCGGACCAUGGAAUGGACCGUCCCACUUUAAACGACAUACUGUGGAACCUCGAAUUUGCUCUUCAGUUGCAGGAAAACAUGGACGGUUCAAGCCAUUCUUCUAGGCGUGGCAGCGAGACCAGCUCUGAGGAAGGUAGUCUAAGACACCAGAACAUGGCAAUGCAUUACAGCAACCUGAGCCUUGGAAGCGAUAGCGAGCUGGGAAGUGAUGACACUUCUGGGCAGAAUUCCACCGCGGUCUUCUCUCAGAUUGUUAAUCCAAGAGGACGAUAGAGUGAGUUGUUGAUGGUGAUUGCUAUGCUACCAGAGAAGGAUUUAAUCAAAGAAAAUAAAAGACCAGAUUCAUAGAUUACUUUAUGCUUUGUUCAUUGUUUGUAAUAUUUCUUUUGGUUUUCUCCACUUUCUUUUUUGGUAUUUGUCAUUUAUUCUGUUUUAGUAUCAUACAUUGGACAGGAUAACAUAAAUUCAUAGUACGGAUUCAUGUUUGUUCUGCCUGGAGUUUCUAUAUGAUCAAACUAAUAUUUAUAUACAUAUGUAUGUCAACCUUCCAAUAUCUGUUUUUUUGACAUCACAUUAGGUUAUGGUAGAUUCUUAAAGAAUUGUAAUCUUAGUGAAGAGGCAAGACUUCACGCUGA
Humulus lupulus (European hop) is the source of this 3607-nucleotide messenger RNA. RefSeq names its product receptor-like protein kinase ANXUR2. Lineage: Eukaryota; Viridiplantae; Streptophyta; Magnoliopsida; Rosales; Cannabaceae. The record is from RefSeq and is a predicted model, not a curated record. Gene Ontology annotation, molecular function: ATP binding; transmembrane receptor protein tyrosine kinase activity. Gene Ontology annotation, biological process: protein autophosphorylation. The transcript has a single exon. Bases 624 to 3245 code for a protein of 873 amino acids. Gene Ontology annotation, cellular component: plasma membrane; plasmodesma.